This is a messenger RNA of Sporothrix brasiliensis 5110, 2190 nucleotides long. Its product is annotated as endopolyphosphatase. Gene Ontology annotation, molecular function: exopolyphosphatase activity; endopolyphosphatase activity. Gene Ontology annotation, cellular component: membrane; fungal-type vacuole. Gene Ontology annotation, biological process: polyphosphate catabolic process. Lineage: Eukaryota; Fungi; Ascomycota; Sordariomycetes; Ophiostomatales; Ophiostomataceae. The coding region runs from base 1 to 2190 and encodes 729 amino acids. The transcript has 2 exons. The record is from RefSeq and is a predicted model, not a curated record.
AUGCGGCAUUCGACCACAUCACGACGGCAGCGCGCCGCCCCGACGUCUUUGCGCUCGACAUCGCUCUCCCGCCUUCUCCCGCUUGUUUUAUGCGGCACCGCCGCCGUCGCCAGCCCGCUUGGCCGCCUACCGCAGGUGUUUGCACGACCAGGCGGGUCGCAACGCGUGUUGGGCGAGGCGCCGGGGGAGGCAGAGUCUAGCCCGCGUCGCCUGCAUGGCAAGUUCCUGCAUAUCACAGGGAAAGGGCCGGCCGGCACGUACGGCGCUGAGACCUCCGACUGUGACACCCCCUACUCUCUUAUCAACGCCACGUUUGACUGGAUCGCCGAGAACAUUCGCGAUGACAUUGAUUUCGUCGUCUGGACCGGCGACUCAGCCCGCCACGACAGCGACGAGCGGAUCCCGCGCUCGCCUGCCCAGGUCCAAAACUCCAACCAGCUGAUUGCCGACAAAUUUGUCGACCUCUUUGAGGACCCUUCGGGUCAGGGCCUGCGCAUUCCCAUUAUCCCGACGUUUGGCAACAACGACAUCUUGCCGCACAACGUGCUGCUGCCGGGCCCCAACAAGUGGCUCAAGCGCUACACCGACAUCUGGUCGCGAUUUAUCCCGCUGGAGCAGCGCCACUCGUUUGAGUUUGGCGGCUGGUUCUAUGUCGAGGUGAUCCCGAACCGCCUCGCCGUCUUUAGUCUCAACACACUCUACUUUUUCGACCGCAAUGCCGGCAUCGACGACUGCAUCCACCCGUCCGAGCCGGGUUUUAAGCAGCUCGAGUGGCUGCGCAUCCAGCUGCAGUUUCUGCGUGAGCGCGGCGUCAAGGCCAUCCUGACGGGCCACGUCCCGCCGGCCCGCACCGGCAGCAAGCAGCUCUGGGACGAGACCUGCUGGCAAAAGUACACACUGUGGCUGCGCCAGUACCGCGACGUCAUUGUCGGCGGCCUGUACGGCCACAUGAACGUGGACCAUUUUAUGCUGCAGGACACGGAGGAGCUCAACUACAAACUGAUUGGUGCCUCGCGCGCCGAGAUCGAGGGCCUUUUGUUGGACGAGGACGAGGACGAGGACGAUGACGAUGCGUACGACUACGAUGAGCCUGAGGCAGCUGUCCGGACCAAUAUGGAGGACGACAUGGACAUUCUGUCAACGGCCGACUACCUGCAGGAGCUGCGCAGCGUGUGGUCCAAGCUUCCCAAGCCACGGUCACUCGACGACAGUGCCGUCGACGGCGCUGAAGUCGACGACGGCGAGGUGGAUCCGGAAAAGAAAAAGAAGAAGGGCAAGAAGGACAAGAAGAACAAGAAGAAGGAGGGUCCCAAGCUGUCGCGUAAGUGGGCUGAGCGCUACCAGCUCACGUUUGUCAGCCCCAGCAUCGUGCCCAACUACCUACCUGCGCUCCGUGUCGUCGAGUACAACAUCAGCGGCAUGGAGGACACCGAGGUCUGGACCGACGGGCCGAGCCUCGUGCCCGUCCUCCCUGAGGACGAGCUGCCCCCACUCCGUGAGGAGAAGAAGAAGGGCAAGAAGGGGGAUAAGGGCGAGAAAGGCGAAAAAGACACGGACAAGGACAAGAGCAAGGGCAAGAAAGACCCAAAUCUCGUCGUCCCCAAAGGCCCAGCCAAGACGGCCGAGCCUGGCCCCGCCUACUCGCCGCAGCCCCUCACCCUGCGCGGCUACGUACAGUACUUUGCCAACCUGACAUACAUCAACAAUGACAUGACAGUCGGCGUUGGCGGUGCUGAUGGUGGCAACGACGACGGCGACGACGGCGGCAACGUCGAGAGCGACAAGUGGCGCGAGGGCGACCACAGCGACAAGUCGCCCAAAACGAGCCCUGCGCAGCCGCACAAGUUUACGUACCAAGUCGAGUACAGCACCUUUACCGACAAGAUCUACAACCUGUCCGACAUGACCGUCAACAGCCUGCUGGAGAUGGCCUACCGCAUGGGCAAGAAGACGAGCAAAAAGUCGGUCGCUGAUGUUGGCGGCGACGAGGUCGUCAAAGACGGCGACGAUGCCGAUAAUGAUGAUAGCGACGACGAAGACGAUGCCGACUUUGAAGAUGCCGGCGGCCAGAAGAAGAAGAAGAAGGACAAGAAAACGAAGGAGGAGCAGAACGAGGUCUGGCUGCACUUUUUGCGCCAUGCCUUUGUGUCGUCGGUCAGUGUUGACAAGCUAAAGAAGAUUGGCGAUUAG